AUGUUUUGUAAGAUAUUUCCAAAAAGUGCAAGACAGGUUUUCCUCAAUUCAAAGAGACUAUUUCGAACAAUGAGCAGUGUCAAAGGUAAACCAGAAGAAGCCAAGAUAGUCGAAGUCCAUCACGUCAAAGACACCUCGGAUUGUAAGUGGAUUGGUUUACAAAAAAUCAUCUACAAAGAUCCAAACGGGAAGGAAAGAGAAUGGGACAGUGCGAUUCGUACCACUAGAGGUUCAGGUGGUGUGGAUGGUAUUGGCAUCCUGACCAUUCUAAAAUACAAGGAUGGAAAACCCGACGAAAUUCUACUACAGAAACAAUUUCGUCCUCCCGUUGAAGGCGUAUGCAUUGAAAUGCCAGCUGGCCUGAUUGAUGCGGAUGAAGAUGUCGAUACUGCGGCAUUGCGGGAACUUAAAGAAGAGACUGGUUACAAAGGAAAAAUUAUUUCUAAAAGUCCAACUGUUUUUAAUGACCCUGGUUUCACCAACACCAACCUCUGUCUUGUUACUGUCGAAGUUGACAUGAGUUUGCCUGAAAACCAAAAACCAGUGGCUCAAUUGGAAGAUAAUGAGUUCAUUGAAUGUUUCAGCGUACAGCUGCACAAGUUUCCAGACGAAAUGAUUAAGUUAGACCAGCAAGGCUAUAAAUUGGAUGCGCGUGUUCAGAAUGUGGCCCAAGGUAUUCUCAUGGCUAAACAAUACCAUAUUCAAUAA
Messenger RNA from Saccharomyces kudriavzevii IFO 1802, 708 nucleotides. It is a transcript of the gene YSA1, whose product is annotated as ADP-ribose diphosphatase. Gene Ontology annotation, cellular component: nucleus; cytosol. NCBI's taxonomy places the organism in Eukaryota, Fungi, Ascomycota, Saccharomycetes, Saccharomycetales, Saccharomycetaceae. Gene Ontology annotation, biological process: ribose phosphate metabolic process; nucleoside phosphate metabolic process. The transcript has a single exon. Bases 1 to 708 code for a protein of 235 amino acids. The record is from RefSeq and is a predicted model, not a curated record. Gene Ontology annotation, molecular function: ADP-ribose diphosphatase activity.